CCAGGACGAUCCUCCGGGUGCUGGAGAGAAACGAGGCGCUCCAGCGGGCGGAGAAGGACAGGAUCAGCUUUAGGGCCCGAGCCAAAAAUCAAGCUGUGAUGUCAAGGGCAAAGGCUCUGAAAUAACCAUCUUUUCCGAGGAGCCCCUGGGAGAGGAGAGGCUAGGCUUUGAUUGUAAACCUGCACAAACUUCAGAAAACCAAGAGGGACAUCAGAUGGCUUCAAGGAGUGACUGGCGAAUGGUUUGAAGAAAUUCAAAGAAAAAAGUUUUGCAAUGAGACAGAUGUUAGCCAGAUGUUAAAGCCGCCACUUACCUACAGGCUAAAGAAGGAGAUUACACAAAAUGAUUCUAUGAAAUUACAAACAUCAAGAUCAAAAAACCUAAUGAAUCAAAAACCAUCUGCCUCUUCUCCAAUGAGCUUCAGAUCAUCGUUUGCAUCCCUGUUCUCAUUCAGGAAAGCUGUGAAGGAGCCUUCAAAGCUUCAGUGGCUGAGACAGAAAGGAUGUGACAGUGGUAGAGGAUCUCCAGUGUUUGCGAGGGGACCAACGGACAUCCAACAGGAAAAAAUAUCCCUUUCACAUCUGAAAAAUCACCCAGUGAACAGCCUGUUUGUGCCCAAGCCAUCGACCAUGCGGGAGGAAGGCAGGCCACCCCCCUGGGGAGCCUCGAGGCUGGAGAAUGAGUUUUUCCGAGUUUUAGAUGACUUGGAUAGCAAACUGGCUCAGGAGCAAUCUAUAAGCUCGGCGAAUGCCAGCUAUGCAUCAAGCACACAGUCCGGCCAUUCUUACUCCAGCAGGAACAGACCCAGAGGUAUCACAGGAAGGCCCCAAAAUCAUUAUCAUGAAACUUCUAAUAUGUCCAUCUAUGACAUCCUGAGACCGGGAACUCCUAGAGAAGGCUUUAAAACCUUUUCCCCUAGGACAAAGACGAUUUAUGAUAUGUACAGGACAAAGGAACCCAGAGGCUUAGAAGAAGAUGGUGUGCAAAAGAACACAUUUGGGAGCACUUCUCUGUGUUUUGACAGCAGGCAACGAUUAGCCUCACCGGCCUUGGGGCAUUUCACGGCAAGAAGCUUGCAUUUUCCAACCCCGACCGAGAACAGGAAUCGAGUUGCACCUGCAAGCUACCAGCAGAGCCCCAAAAGAACUCCUUUAUCAUCUAUCAUAUGGAAUCGGUCAGAUUUUUCCAGAGACAAACAGAGGCAGGAAGAGUUCUAUAGAGCCCCCUCACCCAUGGAAAUUGACCCUGCUGGCCAGGGUAUGGAUCCCCACUGUCUUCAGAACAGGAGACACGAAUGGUUCCAUUCCCAGAAUGCUUAUCAAAACACAUGUGUGAACGAUCCCCUGGAGACUGCCAUGAGUCCUGACAUCUUUGAGAACUCAGAGAACAUGCCAUUUUACCAUCAGGACAACCCCUUCGCUAGGUCUUUCUUUAGCAAUGCCUUUAGACAAAGCAGAGAGCACAGAUUUGGACAAAGUUCUUUUUGGGGCCAACAGGAAAAUCAUUAUUCCCAUUGGCCUGACUUCCAUCAGGAUAGGAACCCAUUCAGUUCUUCCCACAGAGACUUGGAAAUGUUUCCCUUUGAAGCAAAUGUUCAAGGCACCAGUGUUCCUUCGCAACACUGGAGAGCAUUUUCUCCAGUUUACAGGAGCCAAGAAAACCCCCAUCCCUGGCAGUGUGGUUUUCAGAUGCCACCCUUGGAGAACAUGGAGCUAUCACACAUGAAUGAGAACCAACAGACUCCUUAUUUUGGCACACCAACUGUUGGCUCUCUUUCUGGUUUGAAUCGUCCCAUGGAACCUAGUGGGUUGGAAUAUCAAAUGGGCAGUUUUCCUGAACACAUGCAGAGAAAUGAAGAACCCUAUGCAUUUGGAAUGGACCAGAAUCAAGCACCUUCAUUCAGAACUUCCUUCUUCCAGAUUCCUGAUGACAAAAGGAAUUCUCAGAAUCCCAACUUUCCCAAUUCCACAGUCAUUCUACACAAUGUCAUUCCUGAUAAGCCGGACUCCCUUCCAGGAAGGUGUCACUCAACAGCUACUGGGACCAACAGCCAUGCACUUGAUUCCCUGCCUCUGGCUGAAACGCAGCCCAGGAGCUCAGUCACAGAAAUGAAUGAGAAAGGCAUGAAUAACUCUCUUUCCCAACACAAACAACUAAGCAAGUCAGACCAGACCAAUAUGACAGAGAUUCCCCCAGCUAUUUCACAGACAGCGAUCUCAAACCCUUCAACUGAUUUUCAAAAUUCCCUCUCCCAGGAUUCAGUCAAAAAUGAUAGAUCUGGUUUAAAUUUACCUAGCAUAGAAAGUUCCCAAAGGUCACCCAGAAUCUUUUCGAGGAAAAAUGCCUCCCCAAUGUGUAUGUCAGAAGGAGAUACAUCCAAUGAACUUAAAGGGAACAGGAAAGUUGACUCUGCAGCUUUCCUUCCUUUCCUUCAGAAAAGCACAACGCCACUCUCUUUCCCCAGCCCAAAUCCAAGUUGCCACAAAACACUGGCCAUAAGUAAUGAAGACAUUUCCAGCAUUAGUAAGAAUAGCCAGCAGUGCUCUGAACCUACUGAUAAUCAAAACACACAGGCUUCCCAGGAGCCUUCUAUUGUGGACACUGAAGUUGAACAAUACCCCACCCCUCAUUCCACCAACUGCAGCAAUAGGCCAUGUGAUUCGUCAGCUCUACCAUCAGGGGCGCCACCCAAUUCCUCACCAUCGAAUUAUUCUUUCUGUGACACUCCUGUGAGCUCUUCUACUACUAUGGUCUCCACAAGAAGCCCUUCAAACAAUGGUUCAUUUCUAGGAGAAAAUGAAGAAACAGACACUGCUGGCACAAAGCAGAAUAACCAGUCUGCUAUUUUAAGCCCCUCAGAAACCCCAAAGAGCAUAGCUGGUCAUGUGCCUCUCUAUGAGGAUGUGGUUGACUUUGUCAAAGGCCGUUCCCAUUCUCCUUUCAGAAAUGGAAAGGGUCGGGGACAUGUAAGACACCGUAUAUCCUGUAUUGAAAAGUUAAGCCAAACAGCGCGGUGUUCAGUACCCCCCAGUGCAGACAGCUCCCCCACAGAACACCAAAACAGUCCCAAAGCUUCGGAGCUGAACACCAUUUAUUGCACUUUGCCGAGAAAAACGGCCAGUUUUCUCAUCAAUAGCGGGCAGCCAGAAGGUAAGGUAAGGGCCACAUCCAUUAGGCAUGGCCCACUUCCAUUCCAAGUUAAAAAGACCGGGCCAGAUUCAGUGAAGAGGCACGAGUCAAACAAACGUGACUUUCCCCAGUCAAUGCGUGAAUGUUCCCAAGUGGUUUCCGACUCCAUCCCCAUGGCAUCGGAAGCCACAGAGAGGAUGGGAAAGGUGAGACCCAUCCGCUCAGCUUCCGUGAGGAAAGGACCACUCCCAUUCCUCGUGGGCCGAUCUAUGUCAUGUCCUUCAGAGAAGCCAUGUGCCCCGACUGCAAGCCAAGAAACAAACAACUCACCGGUCACAGACACAGAUGCUUCUCUUGCGACGUCCAAGACCAGAGAGAGACUCUUUUCUUCACUAGAAACAAGCUCAUCUUUUAGAGAUAAUUCUUUUACCCAAUCACCCCACCCAAAGGAACUCUCCCAAGAAAGCAGGACAGGAGAAGAAAACCCUUUACCAUUUUGUGCACACACUGCCCCCAAAGAAAAUAAGAACACAUUACAUAAAUUUAAAACUACGAGUAUGUUUUCAGUUUCUGGGAACGAAGAUAAUGUAAAAUGUCUUGAAGUGGUUUCAGUAUAUUAUACUCUACCAAGGAAAGCCAGCAAAAAGUUCUGUAAUCUCCUUCAACAGUAUGCACAAAAUAUGAAUUCGCUAACGGAAUCUCUGCAAGUGGAGACAGAGGCAUCUCCUAGUGCUUUAGGAGAGAAGCUAAAGGAUUCUACACAAGAGCAAUCAAGUUCACCUUCCCUAUAUCUAAAGAUGCCACUCAGCUCUACCGUUGAAAAUGUGGCUGACAUCAAACUGCCAGAUUGGGGACCCUCUGAACCUAUGCUAGAAGAAAUGGCUCCUGUUUCUCUUCAUAAAGAAGAAUCCAAGUCCAAAGAGAUCUUGCAAGGUGACUUAGCUAAAACACCUUCAGGUGAUUGUUUACAAAGCAGGAAAAAAAGAGGGAGAACAUUACAAAGUGAACCCUUCUGCAUCUCUUUAAUACAACAGGAGGAAAAUACCACAGCAGAAAACCCAGAAAAUGGCCAAGAAUCCAUUCAAGCAGAAAAUGGUGGACCCUUUAGUAGUCUACCAGCCCAUUCGGAAGAUAAUGGUGAAAGUUCCCAAACCAGAAGUUCUGGGGAGUCUGAGGGUAGUGGUGUAGCCAGUGCAAGGUGGAGUCCGGAAAGUCACCCAGCCCCAGCUGCAGAGGACAGCUCCAGUGAGCCACAUGCUGGGGAACUCGGAGGGGACAUUGGAACAGAUCAUCCAAAAAUGACUGAGAACAUUCCUGCUGACGCAGAAAGCCAAGCCUUGGCUCUAACUUCAGCAUCACAGACAUUACGGCGUGAGGAGACUGACUCGGGUAAACCAGAUUCUGGGAAGUCUGAACCCAGAGAAUUACCCCAAGGAAACCAGGAGCUCCAUCUAACAGAGAUCAGAAAGGCUGGAGGUGAAAGGCACAAGUUGGCAUGUCAAACAUCACUCACUGAGGGGGAUCGUGCAAAUGACACCAAUUGGGAUGUCCCAGAAGGAGGAGAAGACAGAUGUAUCAAGCAUAGAUUGGCAGCCAUGUCUAAAGCAAGCCGAAAAUUCCCAAGUAACCAUUUCAACUCCAAAAGACAUGUAGCCACUAUCUUCCCCCAAAGUGGAAAUGAAUCAGGCUUUGGUCUUUUAUCUCUUGGUAGGCUGGAAGGCAUUGUGCCAUCUGCUAGGCCUGCGGUAAAGUCCACAGAAUCUGUGGAUGAAAACAUUUUGAGUGACGAGGGAAUGAACAUGGAGGAAGCUGAGAGCCCGCUCCAGGUUACUAGCAUAGCUAGCAGAGAAACUUCUAGUCACUCCUGCCAUCAAAAGUCUAAUGACAUUUCACCACGACCCCAGCAUGAGCUUCAGAAUGUCUCUGAAUCCCUGCCAAAGCAUGAGAAUUCUAAAGAUGUCACAGUAGCCCAGCUUUUAGAAGAAGAGUCGGGGUCCACAGCCAAAUUCACACCCACCGGCCUCAGAGAAGCUGACUUCUCUGAUUAUCAGAGGAGGCUCAGCCCCCCUUUCUCUCUGGAAACUGUGCAGAAAUCUUUGAUGAACCUUUCCCUGGCUACUUAUCAGCAGCAACAUAGGAGGCUAGUGUCCUCCGAAUGGGAACCUGAACCACACCUCUAUCGUUCUAAGAGUUUAAAAAGCAUCCAUGUGCAGGGUGACCUAGACACAAGUCAGCCUCCCAAAGUCAGGGGGCGCCAUUUUUCUGAAAGCAACUCUAUUGACAAUGUCCUGAGUCCACUGACCUUAGGGAAUGACUUUGCUAACUACAGUGGGUACAAUCGGAGGUUCAAAUCUUUUUCUGAACUUCCUUCCUGUGAUGAGAAUGAAAAUUGGGCUUUGUGUAGCAACCACAGGGCAAAAACAGGCCUCAAGUCCGCCUCAUCUAUCUCUAGACCCAUUGAUUAUGGGAUUUUUGGAAAAGAACAACAGUUGGCUUUCUUGGAGAAUGUAAAGAGGUCUCUCACCCAAGGAAGAUUAUGGAAACCAAGUUUCCUUAAGAACCCCGGGUUCCUGAAAGAUAGUGUAUGCAAUCUUUCCAACUCAUCCCAGAAAGAGACCUCGAGCUCCAGCUCGCCAGAAGAUGGAUCGUGUCCCAUUGAGCCACUCAAUAUCUAUGAAGAAGACCCCGUGGAGUCAGAUUGGGACACAGACACAACCACAGAUGACGAGUACUACCUAGAUGAAAAGGACAAAGAGUCAGAACUGUGAGGUGUUAAAAAAAAUAAUCACUGCAGAAUGCAUUGCAGUUUUUUUUUUCCCCAUUUCAACCAAUAGUAUUUUAUAGGAUCAGAGACACAUAGGCAUCAUGCCUUUGUGUUCCUCUCAAGAAUAUCCUCCUUUGGUCUCACUGUGUGCAAGUGCCCUGUAUAAUUAAUCAUGUCUUGGUGUACUUUAGACCUAGCUUUCCCAUAAAAAAGAAAACAAUGCAUUGCUUGUUUGUACAAAAGCUCCUUAAAUCUGUCUACUCUUUUAAACUUCAAACCCUCACCCAUUUGAGCUCAAAGAAACAGGUCCUAGAACUUUAAAUCAACUCUGCUGAGCCAGUUUAAAUGUGCAGAGUAGGGCUAGGAUGUAGCUCAGUGGCAAAGCACUUGCUAGCAAGUGCAAUGUCCUGGGAUUGAUCACCAGUAC
Molecule: messenger RNA, 6320 nt
Organism: Perognathus longimembris pacificus (Pacific pocket mouse)
Lineage: Eukaryota; Metazoa; Chordata; Mammalia; Rodentia; Heteromyidae
Gene: Exph5
Product: exophilin 5
Exons: 9
Coding region: 294-5897 (1867 amino acids)
Biological process (GO): intracellular protein transport; positive regulation of protein secretion; multivesicular body sorting pathway
Cellular component (GO): endosome
Molecular function (GO): small GTPase binding
Source: RefSeq, a predicted model, not a curated record